AUGUCCUUCGCUGGAGCUGAAGUUCAAUUCAAUCAGGGAAAGCUGCAGGAUUUUCUUUGUGUUGAACUUAACGCACCAGUUGCGGGGGAGUCUGCCGGUGUUCGCGAAGAUCUCAACACUAAAAAAGACGAGACUUCGUCUGACAUCUCCCAGGAGGGCGAGCCGAAUGCGCAAGCUCUGUCCAGGGUCGCAUUCCAUCGCUCUUUGGAUGAUUCCUCCAAGGGCUUAGUUCAUGAAUACCUCAAGCGGACACCCCAGGUCCCAUACGCCACAGUCAUUCCAUGGAGGGUUACGGAAUUUGACCCCUUCAAACGUUUGGCUCGUAAGGGCAAUGGCACGUGGAAAAUGACUCGAUGGCCCACUGCACUUGGAAGAAUGCGAGGGGUCCCGAUUGACGCUGAGAUUCAUGUUUCUAUGAUACGACGAAUGCAAGCCGACGAGACCUAUCAAUCAGCGAAUGCAACCCUUAGGGGUGGUCGUGAUGGUCUCACGAAAGCUUCGCCAGGGCAUGGAAUUGGACAGUGGAAAGUCUGCAAGUAUCCAGAUAACCCUGUUCGUGAAACUUACAUCUUAGCAGCCAAUUCGAAUAGAUAG
Molecule: messenger RNA, 594 nt
Organism: Penicillium antarcticum
Lineage: Eukaryota; Fungi; Ascomycota; Eurotiomycetes; Eurotiales; Aspergillaceae
Exons: 2
Coding region: 1-594 (197 amino acids)
Source: RefSeq, a predicted model, not a curated record